Gregarina niphandrodes is the source of this 2220-nucleotide messenger RNA. RefSeq lists its product as hypothetical. The coding region runs from base 1 to 2220 and encodes 739 amino acids. Lineage: Eukaryota; Apicomplexa; Conoidasida; Eugregarinorida; Gregarinidae. The record is from RefSeq and is a predicted model, not a curated record. The transcript is spliced from 2 exons.
AUGACCGGAGGAUUCACCAUCACAAAUCCGCACGGAGGCUUCCCGCUGACUCAGGAGCUCCUCGCUGCACAAAGACUCAAACAGGAAGCAGCUCGACGAUACACGCAAGACGACUGGAGUCACAAUAGCCCGCUACAGACGGAUCCAAGACAGGCGGAUCCAAGGCAGAUUGAUUCAAAACAGACAGAUCCGAAACCGAUUGGUACAGGGCUCAAUGAUGGACUAAAUGAUAUUGGGCUCAAUGAUGUUGGACUAAAUGAUGUUGGACUGAAUGAUGUUGGACUAAAUGAUGUUAGACUGAAUGAUGUUAGACUGAAUGAUGUUAGACUGAAUGAUGUUAGACUAAAUAAAACCGGAUCAAAUGACGCUGCUGGUCAGGAGAUUUUAAGGGACUGUGCGCUGGACGGAGGCGAUACACUGGCCCCGUUGCAGGUCGGCCUGGACGGAGGGUUGCAUAUGGGACAAGUCGGAGGACCGGCGGUGGGAGGUCCGACGGUGGGAGGUUCGCCGCUGGGAGGACCGGCGCUGGCAGGACGGCAAGCGUCGAGUCCGUGGUUGCCGGCGGGUGUGGAAUCGAUGCGGUUAGAUCUACAGACUUCGCAGGAGUGCACGGUCAUCGAGCCGCCGUCAUACCAUCCGUCUAAUCUCACAGGGUCGCGUGCAAUUUCGUUGGCGCAGGCGGCUCAUCGAGUUUUGGAGCAAGCUUAUGGCAGUGUUGAUGGCGGCAUUGACAUGGAGACUGCAAGGUUGCGCCCUGCCUGUAGUUUGUUGGAGUCGGAAGCCUUGUCUUCCUGCGAUCGUGAAGUAGUGUCUUUGGCUAGACAUGCUCCUAGUAAGUCCGACCCGAUGGGUCCGGCAGCUCGAGAGGGCUUGGCCGAAAGCCUCGGGCAGUCGGGCUCAUACCCCCCGGACUCAUGGUCUCCGGACAUACCCGCUGGGGGACAGUCGCGGACGCACCGGCAGCCGCCGGCAUCUGGUCAGCGCUCGCCAUCGGGUCAGCGCUCGCCAUCGGGUCAGCGCCCUGUUGCUGACGAAUCUGCUAAUGAGCAAGUGUCUUGCCGUCCUGCUAGCCAGAAUGUGUCUUGUAAUCGUGCUUCAGCGCAAUUACCUUGUGGCCCUUCGAACCCCGCCGCCGGAGGACCAUUGGAACGCAUUAGGUACGACAUCGGUGUGGAUGACUCGUGCAUCUUGACGGAGGAAGAUGACGACACUGCAAGACGCUUCUCUUCACAAGGCAAUGCUGACUAUCAAAAGCAAGACUACAGAACACAGGACGACCAGGACUCGUCGCCCCGCGAAGGACCUAGCAUCGGCGUUGUGGCUUCAGUGGGGGCACGGCCUCCCUCUUGUGGUACAGAGCGUUCCGCAGGACGGUUCCCGUCGCAUCACGAUAGGCUACCUCACCCUCCUCCCUUCUACUCGCCUAUCUCUGAAGCCACAUCCAAGCAACCGUCAGCCAACGAAACAGCCGUGCGUUUAGUAAAUUGCGACGACUAUGAAAGCGAGCUUGAAGACGAUCAAGCCAAGGAGACUCAAUACCCGAGUGGCCAGUGCCCGAGUGGUCAGUACUCGAGUGGUCAGUACCCGAGUGGUCAGUACCCCAGUUCCCAGUACCCGAGUGCCCACGCAAUUGACGGAAAUCUACCAACGGCCGCUCGAAAGGAAAGCCCAAAACGAAGAGACGGACGGGGGCUGACGGAACGGGGGCUGACGGAACGGGGGCUGACGGAACGGGACGUAACGGAACGGGACGUAACGGAACGGGAUCUGACGGAACGGGACCUGACGGAACGGGACCUGACGGAACUCGCUGACUUGGAGAUUUUUCACAAGAUCAAUGUAACCGACAAGAAGACCAAUGCGCUUUUUCGCAAUGUACCCCCCGAGUUGAAUGUACCCGCCCAGGAGACAAGUAUGUCCCAGGAGGCAAAUGUACCUCUGGAGACUAAUGCCGUUAAUGAACCUGAGAUUAAUGAACCGGGGACUGCAGCUGCCAGGACUGCAGCUACCGGGACUGCAGUUUCUGAAACUAGGGCUGUAGAGACUGACGGCCGUCUGCUUGAGGGAAUGCCACGAGACAAUAAUGAAAGUGCUACAUUUAGUGACUGGUUUAGCGAGGAGACUGCCCUGAAAGUGAAAGGCAUGAGCGAACAACAGAGUCCUGGCGGCAACACAGCCGCGAUCUACGGAAGUCUCAUCGGCAGAACCCAUCGCGGAUAA